Molecule: messenger RNA, 585 nt
Organism: Dovyalis caffra
Lineage: Eukaryota; Viridiplantae; Streptophyta; Magnoliopsida; Malpighiales; Salicaceae
Source: the annotation of a GenBank genome assembly
AUGGAACUCCCAAAAUUCGCGCCGACCUCAACAAGCGAAGAAGAAGAAAUGUUAAAGGAACAUGUAGAGGGAGAGAGACUUCCACCAGAAGAAGAAAAGGAGAAGGAGGCGCCGCAGGAGGAGCCCAAACCAGCAGGGAAACUGGUUAGGUUUUCAGGAGAAGGAAAUCAAAAGAGAAGCCACUAUAAGGCUUUCGAGUUUGCCGGAAACCGAUACACUAUUGAGGAUCCUGUGCUUCUAGCUCCUGAAACUAAAGAGCUAAAGCCUGACAUUACAAUUAUCAAGGACAUUACUCAGACCAUUGAUGGUAUGGUGAUUGUCACUGGACAAAGGUUAUAUCGCCCUGAAGAGGCUAAGAAAAAGGGUGGUGGAAGCUGGCAGAUACGUGAUAGUAGAGAGCUAUUCUACAGUAUCCAUCGUGUUGAGGUUCCAGCAAAAUGUGUAAUGCACAAGUGUGUGGUGUAUUUUGUCUCUGUCAACAAGCAGCUUCCAGAUAGCAGAAAACAUCCUGGUUUUAUUAUCCAACAAGUUUAUGAUGCUGAAAAGCAGAAGCUCUGGAAGAUAAUUGACAAGGAGUAUGACUAG